Henningerozyma blattae CBS 6284 is the source of this 1257-nucleotide messenger RNA. Its product is annotated as alkene reductase. Lineage: Eukaryota; Fungi; Ascomycota; Saccharomycetes; Saccharomycetales; Saccharomycetaceae. Gene Ontology annotation, molecular function: FMN binding; NADPH dehydrogenase activity. The record is from RefSeq and is a predicted model, not a curated record. Bases 1 to 1257 code for a protein of 418 amino acids. The transcript has a single exon.
AUGCCUUUUGUCGAAGAAUUUAAACCUGUUGCCUUAGGCGACGCAAACUUGUUCAAACCAAUCAAAGUAGGUAACAAUGAAUUGAAACAUAGAGCUGUCUUUCCACCCCUAACUAGAAGAAGGGCUCAACAUCCUGAUUAUGUUUCUCAUAAGGAAUGGACUGCUAAGUAUUAUGAUCAACGUUCUAGGAGAGAAGGAAUAUUAUUGAUCACUGAAGCUGCUUUUAUCUCCAGACAAGCUGGUGGUGAUGACAAUGUUCCAGUUAUAUGGUCCAAAGAACAGAUUGCGGAAUGGGAAAAAGUUUUUGCUGCUGUUCAUAAGAACAAAUCUUUUAUUUGGCCACAAUUAUGGGCUUUAGGUUGGGCUGCUGAUGCCAAGUUAAUGGCUAGAGAUGGGUUAAGAUACGAUGGUGCCACUGAUGAUGUUUAUGGGAACGAUAUCCAUGGGGAAAUUGCCAAGGAAAAUAAAGUCAAGAUUCAUGGUUUAACCAAGGAUGAUAUGAAACAAUACAUCAAGGAUUAUGUAGCAGCAGCUAAAAAUUGUAUUGCUGCAGGUGCUGAUGGUGUUGAAAUUCAUUCUGCCAAUGGUUAUUUGUUAAAUCAAUUUUUAGACAUUAAUUCUAAUAAAAGAACUGAUGAAUAUGGUGGUUCUAUUGAAAAUAGAGCAAGAUUUACUUUAGAAGUCGUUGACGCAUUGAUUGAAGCUUUUGGGGCUGACAAACUUAGUAUCAGACUUUCCCCCUAUGGUGUUUUCAAUGAUAUAUCUGGUGGCUCUAAUCCAUUGACUGUGGCUCAAUAUGCUUAUGUAGUAGGAGAAUUAGAAAAAAGAGCCCAAGCUGGAAACCGUCUUGCAUUUAUUGACUUGGUAGAGCCUCGUGUUACUAGUCCAGUAUUACCUGAAGGUGAAGGUGAAUAUACUGAAGGUACCAACGAAUUUAUAUACUCCAUUUGGAAAGGAGUCAUUAUAAGAGCUGGUAAUCUUGCUUAUCAUCCAGAAGUUGCCAAAGAAUUUCUAAAGGACGAUAGAACUUUGUUGGCCUAUGGUAGAAUAUGGAUUUCUAAUCCAGACAUAGUCGAUAGAUUGGAAAAGGGAUUACCAUCGAACAAGUAUAAUAGAGAUACUUUCUAUACUAUGUCAGAAGAAGGAUAUUUGGAUUAUCCAACCUGUGAUGAAGCUGUAAAGUCUAAUGACAAAAAAAUAAUAUCCUUAUGUAAUUGCUUAUUGAUAACUUUUUUUUAUACAUAUACAAUAAAUUGA